GGAGCAGUCGACCAACCCUCUACCUCUGCCCUGCAUUCAGUCACGACUUUGCUCGCGCAACCCUUCUAUCUUCGCUCGUCUUCACCCACAAUGCCAUCCACACCUGACCUCAUGGAGCAGGACCCAGCCUCUCUUUUGCGAUUCCGACGACCCUCUUCCGACGACUCGCGGGGUUCGUCCGAAGCGACACGUUCACCUGCCCCUCCCGUAAUCGUUGUUGAUUCGGCCCCCGAAAGAGAUAGCACACCACCAGUCCCCAAAUCCCCGCCUGCUUCCCCAGGUCCUCCUUCCCCCAGAUCACUGACCGUGGACGAGGAAACGAAGAACCACAAGGAACGCUGGGUGCGCGAGUGGCCUAGCGAAGCGCACGCCUUGCGCGACAUGGAAUAUAUAUGCCUCCGCGAUAUUCUCGGCCAGAUUCAUGAUUGCAAGCGAGGAAGGAAUUGUCCUGCCGUUUUUCAUAUCUGUCGGGACUGGUUUUGGCGCAAAGGCGAGAAGACUUGCAAUCACAAAUUCCGCAUGCACCUCGACGCAGAGGAGAAUCUAGUAGUACAUGUCCCGACAUUCUGCACGUCACUGUUGAGAAAUGGGAAAUGUCAGCGCGGUGAGGGACAAUGCCAGUACGUUCACAUUGGGGAGGAUAUGGUGCGGAGGAGGUUGGCGGAGAAGAACAAGGCGAGGGAAGCUGAGGCGCGCGCUUGGGAGGAAGAACGCGAAAAGAAUCGACACUGA
Molecule: messenger RNA, 732 nt
Organism: Periconia digitata
Lineage: Eukaryota; Fungi; Ascomycota; Dothideomycetes; Pleosporales; Periconiaceae
Source: the annotation of a GenBank genome assembly